Messenger RNA from Hyalella azteca, 287 nucleotides. Its product is annotated as sensory neuron membrane protein 1-like. The transcript is spliced from 3 exons. The record is from RefSeq and is a predicted model, not a curated record. Gene Ontology annotation, cellular component: membrane. NCBI's taxonomy places the organism in Eukaryota, Metazoa, Arthropoda, Malacostraca, Amphipoda, Hyalellidae. The annotation marks the transcript as partial.
AUGAUCCCGGCGGGUGAAGGACUUGCCGACAUGAUCCCGGAGCUGGGGGUGCCAAUAAGCGUGCGGGCGCGCAUGCAGCUCAACAUGGCGGUUGUGCCGUACAAAAGUUUGAAUUUCCUGGGCCUUGGAAGAAUAGACAUAUUGGCGAAAGUGAAGGAAGUGAUCUUGCCCCUAAUCUGGUUCGAGGUGAGCGCGGGGCUGACGGAAGAGCUUGCGAAGGACCUGAAGCCGGUGAUGUUCCUACUCCACACGCCCACCAUGACCAUCAUCUGGAGCCUCUUGGUCGU